AAUAACAAAUCUGAAUUAGCAAAUAUAAGAAUUUUUUAGUUGUCCUAAAAAAUAACUAACUAAAAUCAGCAAAUCAACUAAUUUUUUCGCCAAAAAGCUGAUUUCGGUCUUUGCGUGUUGAAUAUUGGACAUAUGAUUCUGGGUCAGUGAUAUAAACAUAAACAGAAUACGGUAAAUUCUCGAAGUCGAAGUCUUUAAAUUCAUUUAUUAGAAACUCAAAUGACUAGCUAUGCACUAGAUUUUUGGUUUUAUUCCAGGUUUCAAUAACAUCCAAAAUCAAAAAAUUAAAGUGUUUCUUGUUUCAAAAUAGUUCCUGGUAGUACUAUAGCAAAAUCCAAUGAAGCUUUGAAACGAAUUGUCAUCUUUUCUUUCUUUCAAAACAGGUGAAAUAUGGCCCAAACCAAAAACUCAAACAACUUCCGAUCGGUAUUAUGUUAUCAAACGACCAACAUUCCAUUUCCAGACUGUGAAUCUAACCUGCAACAUCCUGGAAAAAGCCAUUGAACGUUAUCAAUCGUUGAUCUUGGAGAUAGGAAGCGAUGCUCGUCGAACAAUUCUCAGUACAUCCACAAUUGGUAGAAAAUCUUCGAAGAAAUCAUUCCGAUCCGAUAGAGAUUUCACUGGAUAUCUGGAUGAAAUGAAAAUUGAUUUGAAAGCACCGUGUGAAUCCUUGCCACAUCUCGGAAUGGACGAAUCAUAUGAAAUUUAUAUUAACGAUGACCAAGCCAGUAUUGAAUCGCAUUCCAUCUGGGGUAUCCUACGGGGACUCGAGUCUUUCUCACAGAUGGUUGUCCUAUCGGAUGAUGGAAGUGCGCUUCGCAUCAACGCUACAACCAUCUUCGAUCGGCCGCGUUUUUCGCACCGAGGUCUUCUAGUCGACACAUCGCGUCAUUUUAUUGCGGUCUGCACUCUCAUAAAAAUUUUGGAUGGUAUGGCCUACAACAAGUUAAAUGUAUUCCACUGGCAUAUCGUCGACGAUCACAGUUUUCCUUAUCAAAGCAAAGUGUAUCCGGAACUGAGUGCACAAGGAGCGUAUCACCCAUCGUUGGUUUACACACCGGAGGACGUACAGAAGGUGAUCGAAGAAGCACGGUUGCGUGGGAUUCGUGUCAUGACGGAAUUUGACACCCCCGGACAUACCCGUUCAUGGGGAGUUGCUCAUCCGGAACUUCUGACCAAAUGUCACGAGCAGUACGAGGGAAGGCUAGGGCCAAUGGAUCCUACAAAGGAAUCAACUUACACGUUUCUAUUCAACCUCUUCCAAGAAGUGGUUAAGGUAUUUCCUGAUCAGUAUAUUCAUCUGGGAGGUGAUGAAGUCGGAUUUGAAUGCUGGGCUAGCAAUUCAGAUAUCAUGGAGUACAUGAAGCAAAAUAGACUGUAUUCGUUUGAAAUGUUGGAGGAGAAAUUCAUUCAACGAGUCGUCGAUCAGAUCGACGCUUUGAACAGAAGCUCGCUGGUAUGGCAAGAAGUAUAUGUCAACGGUGUACGGCUUCCCGAUGGAACCGUGGUACACGUAUGGACUGGUAAUAGACAGGAUCUUCUCCAUCGGAUAACUCUCGAAGGGCUACCAGCACUAUUGUCAUCUUGCUGGUAUUUGGAUCAUUUGUCCACUGGCGGAGACUGGCGUAAGUUCUACAACUGCGACCCACAUGACUUCGUGGGAAAUCAACACCAAAAGGAUCUUGUGCUCGGGGGGGAAGCUUGCAUGUGGGCUGAAGUUGUAAACGAUCAUAACAUCUUGCAGCGUAUAUUCCCUCGAGUAUCGGCAACUGCUGAGAAAUUGUGGUCUCAGGAAAAUGUUAAUGAUGCCGAUGAAGCUGCUCCUCGACUUGAAGAACAGGCCUGUCGUUUGAAUCAACGAAACAUCCCUGCCCAGCCGCCGAAUGGACCCGGAGUUUGUUUGUAAUGUAACUAAAGGUUGUAAAUUUGCUUACAAUAGUAUACGAAUAAAACGAAUGAAUUCACUCAAA
This is a messenger RNA of Malaya genurostris, 1970 nucleotides long. RefSeq names its product beta-hexosaminidase subunit beta-like. NCBI's taxonomy places the organism in Eukaryota, Metazoa, Arthropoda, Insecta, Diptera, Culicidae. Gene Ontology annotation, cellular component: membrane. Gene Ontology annotation, molecular function: beta-N-acetylhexosaminidase activity. The transcript has 6 exons. The record is from RefSeq and is a predicted model, not a curated record. The coding region runs from base 638 to 1906 and encodes 422 amino acids. Gene Ontology annotation, biological process: carbohydrate metabolic process; glycosaminoglycan metabolic process; ganglioside catabolic process.